This is a messenger RNA of Callorhinchus milii (elephant shark), 1621 nucleotides long. RefSeq names its product kunitz-type protease inhibitor 1. The coding region runs from base 48 to 1556 and encodes 502 amino acids. The record is from RefSeq and is a predicted model, not a curated record. Lineage: Eukaryota; Metazoa; Chordata; Chondrichthyes; Chimaeriformes; Callorhinchidae. Gene Ontology annotation, molecular function: protein binding; serine-type endopeptidase inhibitor activity. The transcript has 10 exons.
GACACAGUGAGACAGAGAGUGAGAGGGACUAGGACAGACAAGACACUAUGUUGGCCGUGUGGCUUCUGUUCCUGAGCCUCUCCCAGUACCUGAGCGGUGGGGGUGCUGCCCGGAGAGGCAACUGCCUGAGCGCCAUGCAGCCGGGGAAGCCAGACUUCGUGCUGGACACGGAUGACUCCGUGAAAGCGGGGGCCACCUUCCUGCAAUCCCCCAACGUGAGCCGUGUGCGGGACUGCGUGCGAGCCUGCUGCAGCCAUCAGAGCUGCAACCUGGCGCUGGUGGAGGAUGAGCCAAAGCACCAACAAGGAGACGUGAUGCUGCGCUACAUCAGGAGGUGCUUCCUCUUCGAUUGCCUCUACAACCAGGCCUACGUCUGCAGGUUCUUCAGGAGAGACGGCUACAGGAACUUCAUCCUGGAUACGGUCUACGAGUCCUACAUGAAGCCCGUAGAAAGCAAUCAAGUUGACAGAAAACCGAUAGCGAAACCCGGCUACGACCGCACUGUACAGCCCGAUGAGAAUGUGGUCCUGAGUGGAUUGGAAAGCAGGGAUGACCAUGACAUUAUCAAAUAUGACUGGAUCCUCGUUGAAGGAGACCCCAGUGUUGGCAAACAGGGCACGAAAAAUCCAGACGAGAUCGAGGUGACAAACCUGAAAGUUGGGCUGUACGUCUUCCAGCUGACAGUCACGGACAGCAUCGGCCAGAAUACAUCAGCCAACAUAAGCAUCACCGUCCUCUCGCCUGCGCAGUCACUAGAGCACUGCAUGGCGGAUGUGAAAGUGGGUCUGUGUCGAGGAGCCUUCCCGCGCUGGGCUUACAAUGGGAAACGUGGGGUCUGUGAGAAAUUCACCUACGGCGGCUGCAAAGGCAACCAAAACAACUAUGUGACUGAGAAAGAGUGCUGGCAGGCCUGCAAUGGAGUCGGAGUUGAGAAGAAGCCUACUGGCAGGGCGGGACUUCCACAUUGCACGGGUGCCUGCUCAAGCCAGCAGUUCAAGUGUUCUGAUGGCUGUUGCAUCGAUGCCAGUCUGGAGUGUGAUAAAGUAGAUCAUUGCAAUGAUCAUUCUGACGAGACCUCCUGCCAGCAACUUGUAGAUCGAUUCGGAGACCUGCUAAAAAUUGACGUCUCCAAAGAGAAAGUUCGCUGUGUGGAGCCCCCCAUGACUGGCUCCUGCCGCGCCCACUUCAUCCGUUUUUACUACAACCCCUACCAGAGGAAGUGUGAACGCUUCACGUAUGGAGGCUGCAAUCCCAACGGCAACAAUUUUCAGGAUGAACACGAUUGCAUGCUGAUGUGCAGAGGAGUGACGGAGAAAGACGUGUUUUCACGAGGACUAUUUGAAAGGCAGGGGCAAAAGGAAUCCAAUGCUGGCGUUGCCAUUUUGAUAGUGCUGGCGAUCUGCAUCCUGGUGGUCCUGGCUGUCCUUGGCUAUUACCUGAUGAAGAUGAGGAAGAAGAGGAAUCUGCGAAGGCAGCAGCCGAGUGCCGCCAGCUCCACGGGUUCCACCGCGGAUGACACAAAGAAGCUGAUGGCCAUGGACGCAAAGCCAGUCUGAUUCCUGGUGACCAGGAAUUCUCAUUGACUAGCACCAUUGGACUGGGGGUUUGGGUGGGGGGGGAG